AUGGCUGACCAUCAGUGGUGGUCCGGCGCGGUACCAGCUGCUCCGGAGUUUGAUGGUGACGUGGAACGUAAUCCCUUGGAGGAGAUCGAGGCGAUCGCGUACAUGGGGAACUACCUGGGCUGGGCUUCUAUGAGAACAAGGAAUCGAGGAAUGGCCGGGGAUUCACCGGCCGACUGGGUGAUCGUGAUGGCCGACCUCGAAAUGUGCCGCGACCAGCCGGGCAACAGCCACCAGCUGGAGGGCCACCUUCACUCGCAGAGCAGUUCUGCUGUUGAGCAGUACAUGAGUGUUUCGAGCGAGGCUCCGGGCAGGGCUUUGGUGGACGCAGCGGCACAACAUGAACUCAUUGGCCGGGACACGCUGGCGGGACUUGACCAAUACCUUCAAGAAACGUUCGGGCUGCGCGAGCAACACUCCAAUGAGGGUGGUGGCACGGUGCGUGGGGUAUGCGGGGCCGAGGAGAAAACUCCAAUCGCCUACAUCUCCAUCGGGGCUGCGGUUACUCUGGGCUGUUACGUGUGCAAAUCGUUCCUGGAGCAGUGUACCACACUAGAGUUGGCUGCGUGCAGGUUUGGGGCAGCGAAGGUAGCGAAGCUGCCGCUAUGCUUGCAUCGUUGGCGCCGAUUGGUGCUGUGCUGGCUUUGGGUCUUUGCAGUGCAGGCACAAUCUGCCUUCAUGGACAUGGUGCGCCAACCCCACGUUCGUGCCGCCCGUCGUUUGGCACUUCGCCGGGAGCAUGUCGAGAGAAAGGUGCUCGAGUUGCACAAGACAGAGAGCGAGGUCCUCGCCACGAACAAGCGCGUGAAGACCACCCCAGCGAAGAACUUGCUUCCGGAGGACGAUGGCGACCUGCACCGACCUAUCAAAGUUCCUGGCCCCGAUCCUCAGGAGCUCUCCACACACCAAGGUGAGCCAUGGCGCGAACAAGGAGUGGGCAUGGUCGAAGUGCGAAAGCUGCCGGGCUAUCGAGCAGAUCCCGAAGCUCACACCAGACAAAAUGUGCGAGUGGAACUCAGUCCUGGUGUACCAGAGGCCAUCGUACACGACACCGGCAGCCAAGAAGGAGCUCAGUUGCAGUCCACGUCGGAGCACACCCAGAGGCAUAGGUGGGACGGCCGAGCUGGCCGGGGUGGCAAUGUCGAACUCCUGGCCUUCCUCCACCCUGAGACGAGUCCCGGGCGGUCACCGACGCCAGGGCCCACUUGUUCCACCGCCGUUCCGGAGCUGCUGGACUUUGUCGACGAGCUCAACCGGACGCCCCAAACCCCAAAGCUUGUGAUGCUGUUGCUGUGCGUGAAGCAUUCCAUCAUGUCGGGUAUUCCAGAAGCCACGAGCCUUGCAGACGCACACUCCGAAGGUGUAUCGGAUGCACCCACAAUCCCCUCAGAGGCAGCAGAAAAGGCAGAAGCCGCGGAUCCGGCAGAGCAGCGUGCAGAAGCUGAGGCCGAGGCAGCUCCAAGUCAGCUGCCUGUGGCAAUGUACAUGAAUCUCGCGGAGCUCAGCGUCCGGCAGAGAGACGGACUCGCUCGCCAGCUGGAGAAAUGGCAAAAUCCCCGCGUGGAAGCUGUCCUCAAUGACGAAAGAUGGAUGGACGAAGUCGCGAAACUGAGGCGGCGCUUCGACGAAGUUGCAGAGGUGCAGAGAUCCCUGUGGCUCUGGAUAGAGGCAUCGAAAUCACUAGUGCGAGCCUGUGCACAUGAAACGGACGCUGUGGUGCUGGUCAUAUGCGGCAAUCGCGUUGUGCACUGGUUGUUUCGGGAUGCACAGCCGCUGUGCCAUGCCUGGCCACGCCGAGAUCCAGUCUGCCUCUGGAAAACGCCGGACACUCCGGCCACCGAACUGACGAGGGAAGAGCAAUGCCGCCAGUGCAGAUCGCAGCCGGCCAUGCCGCCUUUGAUAUGGCAAGGUGCAAUGCCGCGGCAGCCACCAACACCAGAACUUCCUCCCGUCGACAAGGAGGCCAUGGUUCUGCAGAUUGAGCAGAAGAAGCUUUCAGUCCGAAAGGCUCUGCCGGCCACUGCGCUGCAGACGGAUGGGGAUCACAGACCCUGGAGGCGAAGAUCGGCUCAAGCACAGGAGGAAUCGCAAGCAGAUGAUGCGCCCGAUAUGCGGCACAUCGACACCAUCAGUGGCUUCUACAACAUGGCAGACGGCGCCUGUCUGUGGUAUUGGCAGUACGGUCUGCUAAUUGGCUAUGGCUUUGCCUUGGUCUAUGCCGCCGGAAGUCUGCCAGCAGGUCUCCUGUGCGACCGCUAUCGACGCAGUGGGAUCCUGGCGCUGUCCCUUUUUGUCUGGUCCAUUUGCACAUCCAUGCAGGCGCUCGCCAAGAAGAUUUGGUUGCUGCUCGUGUGGCGAGCCUUGAUAGGCCUCUCUCAGGGCUUCGGGUAUGCUGCGUCGAACUCGCUGCUCCUCGAUUAUUUUGCGAGCAACGAGAAGCAGCGGGACGUGGCCUGGGCUUUGCUGACGAUGGUUGGACCACAGCUCGGCGUGGGCUGUGCAUCCUUCAGCAUCGUCUUUGCGGAGGGUCUGGGCUGGAGAUGGAUAGUGCUGCUUACCGGCGGCCUGGGCAUUCUUCUGUCAGGCGUGGUGUUGGCCACUGUCAAGGAGCCCCCACGGACGGAGUGGUCGGCCCCGUGCACCAUGGCAGUUGUGACAGAAGAGUUGUGGGCCGCGUUCGAGAAGUCGCGGGUGCCACAGCUGCUGAUCUUGGCUGUGUCCGCCAAAAUGCUGGCCUCCUUCAGCCUCACUUCCUUCUUGCCCAUCUGGUUCGCACGGGGCAACCUUCACGGCUACACGAACGAUGCCUAUGCAUUCUGGAAUGCCUUGGCUGUCUCCCUGGCGGGGCUCCUCUCGGUCUCCCUUGGAAGUGUUCUAGGACAGACCUGGAGUCGAGUUGAUGUUUGCGCCCCGUGCUAUGUGGGGAUGUUGGGCGCUCUACUUUCACUGCCGCUUCUGGCGCUCAUGCUCCUCACCCAGUGGUUCCGGACGUCGCUGUUGUGCUACUUUGCCAUGCUGGUGCUGGGUGAGGCCUGGUUCGGCCCAACCAUGGGCCUCUUGCAGAAGGCCGUGCGGAAGUCCGUUGCAGGCCAAGCCACUUCUAUGAUGCUGGGCAUCGCCACCUUGGCUGGCAACCUUGGGCCGGCGAUCAUCGGCAUCCUGGAUCCAGGCGGUGUCAACAUCGGCAUCCACUUGCUGUGGAUCUGUUCCGCUGCGCAAGUGCUAGCUUUUCUGAGCUUCUACUGGACCUACCGAGAGAUUACCGUGGAUCCGGUGUCCGUUACUUUGGGCUUGUCGCAGGACCCUGCAACGAAGUGA
Molecule: messenger RNA, 3315 nt
Organism: Symbiodinium necroappetens
Lineage: Eukaryota; Dinophyceae; Suessiales; Symbiodiniaceae
Source: the annotation of a GenBank genome assembly